Messenger RNA from Penaeus monodon (black tiger shrimp), 2401 nucleotides. RefSeq lists its product as uncharacterized. Bases 189 to 1883 code for a protein of 564 amino acids. The record is from RefSeq and is a predicted model, not a curated record. The transcript has 5 exons. NCBI's taxonomy places the organism in Eukaryota, Metazoa, Arthropoda, Malacostraca, Decapoda, Penaeidae.
UAUGCCUCUUCAAGCAAAGGCUAGGUCCACCGCCGACAUCUGUAGUGGCGUCAGGAAGGGCAUCCGACCUUAAUACGAAGCUGCCAAUCUAAUAAUAGUGAUGUGGAUAAAAAUGAUCCGCACUGGCGACCCAUGAUGAACAUGGAAAAGCCAGUUGAAGAAUAAGUUCAUUUCCAGAUUGUCAGCCAAUGUUUAGUCUUCCCUUUUCCCUCGUGAUGGAACUACAGCAUCACCAUUUAGUUUUGGUAAUUCUUGUGUGUUUCACAACAGCGAGUUUUUAUAAAGUUAUAUCCACCGAUAAAGGAUAUUACUACAGACCUACCACGUCCUUUGCAACAAGCACGAAGAUUUCAGACGUUGAUGUGUGUCGCUCGCUAUUCACCAUUAAUGGCGUUCCUAGCAAGAACGUUUUCCGCCAUGUUGCCACGAGCGAGACACCCGGGGCAAAAUCCAGGGCUGCCGUAACCUACGGCGAGGAAGAGAUCGCUGCUGCUGCCAGGGGAGUGCGGCACUUGGUGCACAAGAGGGCGUCAUCCUCGGGGCCUGACACGGCCGACUAUCGUGUCCUCGGCGCCCUUUUGCCCAAUCUCGUGUCCUUCGAGCACCUCAAAGGAGAGGACGAAGCCCCGGCCGGGACGAAGCAGGGUCAGCCGAGGCCGCACGUCCGAGGGGGAAGCAGAAUCGACGCCGGCGGAGGCGUGUUGCCCUUCGUGCCGUGCGUCAUCGCGCCCUACGACCAACCGGCCUCCUUCGCCACCUGCGUCAGGAGGAGGCUGGAGGAAAAGGGCUCCUUCUGGAUCUACUUCAUGGGGGACUCCAAAAUUAGACACGUGUUCCUGCAUUUAUUGGAUCGGACUGACAAGAUAUUCCGCUACAGGAUUGAGUGUAAGAACGAAACGAUGACGUACAGAGAGUUGGACAGACGAAUAGACGAGUUGAGGUGGGAGACCAUGGAGGCCGUGGCCCCGCUGUUUCCGGGCCUGCGUGUCACCAACAGGUUCAGCAUGUUCGAGGAGCACCGGCCAUCCAAGUUCUCGAAGUCGAAGGAGCUGAGGCAGCUUCAGCGCUGGUCCGAAGGCGCUGAGGAUCUUCCCGACCUGCUGAUUGUAGGCUACACUUCCUGGAUGCUGCAGCAGACCCGCCUGUAUAACAAUGCAUCUCGCUCCAUACACGAUGUGCUGGCGAUGAUGCUCGAAAUGCACCGUUACGUUGUGCCUCGUCUGGAAAAGAUAUCAAAGGCCACGCGAGUCAUCGUGCUGUCCCAGAGCCGCCAGCGUCCUCACUCUUCGGAUAAGUUCAACAAAAGGGCGACCUUCAGCAACGCGAACCUCGAAUGGAGUGAAAUGACUUUCCUGCACUUGAUGCGAGCAUACAGAGAGGGCCAUGCCUUCGUCCGUCGCGACGGGCAGCAGGCAGACGCCCAGGACAGCGAGCACGAAACGAAUCGUCAGGGAUCGUUCGACUGGAAUCAUGCAGAGAAGACGCAGCAGUCCACACACACACAGGAUCGUGAUUUCAGUAACGAACCGCAAGACAGAGGCGCUGCAGACGAUGGAGAACUCCUCCCCGGUAACAACCAUAGGCACGGCCAACGACUAAAAGACCACUCAGUGUCGUACCGGGACCAUUUGAUCCCUAGAACGUCCACGCCGGGCCUGUGGUGGUGGGACUCGAGCAUCCCGAUCAACUUGGCGGAGAUCGAAGAGUGCAACGAGCUUCACCGUCGAGACCUGAUUGGUGACGUGGCUUACACAGGUCCUCCUCUCGUUUGCAGGGACAAUCACCACGCCGGACCGGGCACGAAUUCUGAUCUCGUUACCAUGUUACUGAAUCUAGCAUGUAAUUCCGUCUUAGGUAUGUCUGAGACAUUCUGUUGCACGUGAAGAUGGCACUUGCGUGCAAGCGCGUGUGUGUGUUUGGAAUUCCGUGCCUCCCCCCUCCUCCCCCCCACCAACUAUUUCUCUCUCAAACGUCUCGCCUUCAAAUAAAUAUAUUUUAUUUAUAGCACUUCUCUUCUACAGUAGUAUCGACACGUAAGAUGUUUCACGGACUUAUGAAGGCGCCUGCGAUAAGGAUGAGUCCAAAAGGGCAAAGAUAAAUAUGUAUGACAGAAAAAAUUGUGUGAAACGAAAACGGAUGCACAUUUAAAAAUGCAAUAGUAUCCGGUGCCGACAUUGGAAGAGGGAGUGAAAGAAUAACGAUAAUUGUGAGAAAAGUAUGCAGAAGAUUGAAGGCAAUAAGACUAUCGUGGAUUAGUAUGAGAUAAGGGCAAGAGAGACUAGUAGGAUAACAAAAGGCUUUGAUAAUAGUAAGUGUGGCCAUGGAGGCAGGGAGGCUAAUCUUACAGCUCCUGAUUCAUCCUUGUUUUAUAUAUGUCGUUACCAAUACAUGCUUCUACUUA